AUGAGCGGCCGUGAGUCUACACCCUGCGACGUGCUCCGCAGCAAUGCCNUUGCAGUAUUGCAACAAGUACAAUGCUGGCGCAGCGGAGCACUACGCUUCCUCGACCUGGUGAAGCCCUUCACCNCCCUCAUCCCUGAGAUUGCCGUCCCCGAGACCAAGACUCCCUUCCAGCAGCGCCUGAUAUGGACCGGUGUCACUCUCCUGAUUUUCCUGGUCAUGUCCCAGAUGCCCNUCUACGGCAUUGUGUCCUCUGGUGAGCUCCACAUGCACCAUCUCGCACGCGACAGCGAUACUGACGCGGUCCAGNACACCUCGGACCCGCUCUACUGGCUCAGAAUGAUGAUGGCCAGUAACAGAGGUACCCUCAUGGAGUUGGGUAUCACCNCCAUUAUUUCUUCCGGCAUGGUCUUCCAGCUUCUUGCUGGUACCCACCUCAUCGACGUCAACCUUGACCUCAAGGCCGACCGUGAGCUCUAUCAGACUGCUCAGAAGGUGAGCUCCCAGAAAAACCACGCGCCAAGAGGAGCCUAUACUGAUCUUCCUAGCNUCCUCGCCAUCAUCCUGUCCUUCGGCCAAGCCUGCGUUUACGUCCUGACCGGUCUUUACGGCCAGCCCUCCGACCUCGGUGCUGGUAUUUGCGUUCUUCUCGUUGUCCAGCUUCUUACCGCCGCUCUGAUCGUCAUCCUCCUCGAUGAGCUCCUCCAGAAGGGUUACGGUCUCGGCAGUGGUAUUUCGCUCUUCAUCGCCACCAACAUUUGCGAGUCGAUCGUCUGGAAAGCUUUCUCGCCCACCACCAUCAACACUGGCAGAGGUCCCGAGUUCGAGGGUGCCAUCAUUGCCCUUGUUCACCUUUUGGUCACCUGGCCCAACAAGCAGCUUGCCCUCAAGGAGGCCUUCUACCGCCAGAACUUGCCCAACGUUAUGAACUUGAUCGCUACCAUUGCCGUUUUCAGCGCCGUCAUCUAUCUCCAGGGUUUCCGCGUCGAGAUCCCCGUCAAGUCUUCGCGCCAGCGUGGUAUGCGCGGUUCUUACCCCGUCCGUCUCUUCUACACCUCGAACAUGCCCAUCAUGCUCCAGUCGGCUCUCUCCUCCAACGUCUUCCUUGUCAGUCAGAUGCUCUACUCUCGCUUCAGCGACAACCUCUUGGUUAAGAUGAUCGGAGUUUGGGAGGCUCGCGAGGGCUCUUCUCAGAUGCUCCCCAUCUCUGGUCUUGUCUACUACAUGUNNGAGUUGAUUCUGCUCUUCUCAUCUGCUUCGAGCGCAAUGGCUAACAAUCUCACGCAGGUCCCCUCCCUCAACUUCAAGGAUGCCCUUCUUGACCCCGUCCACACUGCCCUCUUCAUCGUCUACAUGCUCACUGCAUGCGCCGCCUUUUCCAAGACCUGGAUUGAGGUCUCCGGUUCCAGCCCUCGCGAUGUUGCCAAGCAGCUCAAGGAGCAGGGUCUUGUGAUGGCCGGUCACCGUGACGAGUCCAUGUACCGUGAGCUCAAGCGUGUCAUCCCCACUGCUGCCGCCUUCGGUGGUGCCUGCAUUGGUGCUCUUUCCAUUGUCAGUGAUCUUGUUGGCGCUCUCGGCAGCGGCACUGGUAUCCUCAUGGCUGUCACGUAA
Molecule: messenger RNA, 1608 nt
Organism: Aureobasidium vineae
Lineage: Eukaryota; Fungi; Ascomycota; Dothideomycetes; Dothideales; Saccotheciaceae
Source: the annotation of a GenBank genome assembly